AUUAUAUAAUUUUUCCCUUGCUCUUCAGACACCACCACCACCCAGAGAGGACGACCUGGACACUGCUGCCCCAGUCAUUGCUGAGAAAGCACUAGACCUAUUUAAUGUGAUCCUUAAUGCUGUGCGCUCCUCAACUCGAGCUGGUGGACAUCAUGUUCAGAACUUGCAACUGAUGGGAUCGUGGCUGGUGAUGACAGGCCUCCACCAGCUGAUGAUUGUGGUGUCCUCAGCAGCAGCACUUCAGGAUAAGAAGGAUGACAAAGGCAGAAGUCCUAGCAAGAAAGACUCUGCUUCAACCAGGAUAAAUCUGAUUAAAGUGCAACAAGGGUUUGGAGUGGUAUGUGUGGCUCUGGCUUCCCAGGGUGUGACUUUGAUGACAGGUCUGCUGGAAGAUGUCAAGGUGGAAGGCAGGACACCUCCACGCCCACCAGAGCCUGCACGCCUUGACCCCCUGGAGACUUACACAGCCACAGAGCGCCUGGCUCGCCUGUUUUCAGCAGUUCCACUAAAGCAACUCCUUUUCUAUCUUGCUACUGUUUCAUACAGAAAGGCUUGUAGCUUGAAGCGCACACACCGUCCCUGGUCAGAGGGGGACACAUUUACCAUCUCGGACUCUACAACUUAUUACGAAGAUGAUUUUUCAGAGGGGAGUUUAGGAGAAGAAGAUGAUGACUCAGUAAUCAUAGGAGCCUGGUUUGAGGAGCCCAGUACACCAGGAGAGGGAGGUGAUGACCCAGCAUCAGGGGGAGCCCAGGGAGACAGUGAUUCCUCAUCUUCUCCAGGGGACUCCCAGGCCAAGACUCCCCAUCGUCACAACUCAGAGCUCACAACCAUUGUCCCUGAGAAGGGAGAGCCUCACGGGUUCAUCUCACUGGCGUCGCACAUCUUCCUGCUCAUGAAUAGUUAUCUGGUGGAGAGUGAGUGCGCCUAUGUGCAGCAGUAUGUGCGUGCAGGACUGGCAGAGACGCACAUGGUGGUUCUGGCCGCCAUCAUCAGAGAUCUUGACAGAGAAACAGCAAAGUCCGACUCAGGCAGCCUGAUAGGGUUUCUGGGACCAGUGCUGGGCUCCCUGUAUGAUGAGUUCUCCUAUGCCCUGUAUCGCUACACUCAUAAUGUGAUAGCCUCAGGCCUGCUGAGUGAGACUCUGCAGAACACACUUCUAGCUCAACUAGGGGUCUCCCCUUGGACCCCUGAUGGAGACUGGCCACUGCAAGUUCUCCCAAGAACUCUUACUGUCCUGGCACAAGUGCUUUUGUUGCGGCAGCGUAGAGACAAAGAUGAGCUGAAGUGUGACUCUGACACUGCCUGUGUCUUGAUAUGGCAGCGUGUCAUCAACACCCUCACCAAGUCUGUUACCAAUCCACCUGCUCCAGAAGCAGAGACUGAAGACUUGAAUGUGGAGCAUGCUCAGUUACUCCUGUUUCUGUUUCACUCUUUGCAACUCAUGCAGAAGAAAAGCGUACUACUGAGUGUUGCAGCAGCUGUGGUCACUGUUGCUCCAGUGAUAAACACACCUAUGAGGGACACUCAGGUCCUUCAUUUAGCUAGACUCCUUCUUAUAUUUGACUACCUUAUGAAGAACUUGUAUGAAGCUCCUCAGAUAUUAAUUGAACAGGUUCAGUGGAAUUUAUUCCAGCCAAUGACACAAUGUGAUGGCCAGACAGCUGGCAAAGACCAAGGUACAACAGCUGGUGGCAAGAUGUACCAUGUGUGGCGAGACUUAGAGGAGAACUUCAGAAAGAAUUACACCAGUGAAGACUACGCUUUGAGGCCUCGCUUCUACACCCUCACUCCAGCAGAGACCAACACCCAGGACACUCCAAAGCUUGAUGGACUGGCAUGCAGUUUUAUUCUGGCAACUCCUGAUACCCUGAAGUACAGCACCCUUUAUGAUACACUGGUCAGCCUUCUGGGUGUGGGGAGCCAGAAUGACCCCAGCCUGCGGCGAACCACUGAUCCUCAGCUGACAUACCUCGGACUGUGUGGUGUCCAGUAUGCUUUCUCCCUCUCUUAUAGACUGCUUCUCACUAUGCCACCUUCUGUGUCAGCCCUUGAGGGAAUGUCAUUGGCUGAGAUGAAGCUUGAGGGCUCCCGUCUUCUACACGCCCUCCUUUGGGCUCCAAGAGCCUCACACAAGAUAUUCAAUGGUUGGAUUAAGGAUGGAUUAGUUCGUCAGAGUCUGACAACACAGAAGGCAGAUGCAUUGCUGAAAUCUGUUGCUAAGAACAUGUGUAACCUGAAGUAUGACUUGAAGGUAGCCAACCACAUCAUCACAGCUCUGCUCAACAAGGGUUAUAGUUCAAUGGUGAGCAUGCCGCUGAUGACUCCAGAGCAGCUGCCGGCCUUCUCUGACCUGUACAUGCUGGACACGGUGUUGGCAAGACUGCAGGUCACACUGGAUGAGGCUUGUCAGAAAGGAGACAUUGACCUUCGCUCUGGUGAUGGUGCUGAUCUCCUUCGUGCUCUUGACAUAUCUGCAGAACAGCUCCCCAUAACUGGACUCCUCACUCUGAUUCAGGCACUCUCUCAUGCCACAAGGUGGAGUUUACUGCAGCAGAUGAACAGUGUGUUGGAGGAAGGUAGUAAACUUCCUCCUGAGGCUCUGGAUGCCUACUGCUCAGUGCUUGCUGUAUCUGCUGGUCAUCUGCCUCGUGCUGGCCGCCAUCCCCCUUGCCUCACACGCUCUGCCUUGCCUGCUCCCCUAAAGACUGUCCUUGAUAACUGGAAUGCAAACACCAUGACAGACUUUCCAGCUGCUCAUGCCUGGCAAAGCAGCAUGAGUGGAGAUGUGCUGCCAGGAGAGAGCUAUGUGUCAGGAGUUGUGAUGGGUCAUGUGGGGACACUGUCUGCUCAGAGUACCUUCACCAUCAACCUGGCGCUGAAACAUGUCAUGCAUACUUUAGUUACCUUUGCUACAGACUUGGCAGGAUGGUGUAAUGAUGAUGAUAAGACUGGUGGACAGCUAACCAGCACACUUAUCAGCCUGUCUGCAGAUGCCACUUGUGACCAUGUAUCACAGUCUCUGUCAGCAGCACUGGAUCGUUUGCUGCCCCUUCAAGAGGGUGGGGAGUCUUCCACCUCUCCAGACCCAUUCCAGCUUACACUUUUCUCACAUUUACUCACACAUGUUGAAAGUCUCCUUCAAUCUGCAGCCACUUGUGAAGGGGUAGUGGAUGAACAGAUAUUAGAAGGCUGUACUUCAGUGCUGGAGGAGUUGCUGGAGCUUCCAGCUGGAAAGUUGGCUUUGGACAAGUUUCUGGCAGAGUCUCAUUUCUCAUCAGUCCUCCUCAGUCCUCCUAUCAGUGGAGAUGUGAAGUCCUCCAGCCUUCCAACACAUAUUAUCAAGUUUUUCAUCAAAUUAUUCCAACUGGCGGAAAAGAAUCCCACGGACCAUACUCUUGCCUCAGUGUGCAGCAGAAUUUCAGUGGGUUCCUGGCUGGAGUCUGGCAUCUUGCAAGGCUGGCUGUCCACCCAUCUGCUUGCCUCACCACCUACAGGUGAUGGUGAAGCCACACCAACAAGCUGGCAGCUUCUCAGGACCCUCACAGCCUACAUCAUAACACAACACACACAGAAUGCUGAAGAGGUGGCUCAUGGACUACUGCGAUCACUGGUGCCGCUAGGUUCCUCCAUGGUGUGUGGAGGCAAUGAGGGGCUGGCCAGCCUGACUCACCUGCUCUCAAUCAUGUCCUCCCUGGCCAGUGCUGGUUCAGGCACCGGCCAUGUCACACUCUUUAGAGCAGCCACUCUCUGGGUCACUCAGUGUGUACAAUGUAUACAAGUUAUGACUGGAAAGAAUGACAAAGAGUUGCUUGAAGCCAUGUGCCACCUGCUUACUUAUGUCAGUGAUGUAGUAGCAGCUCUCAAGGUGAACAGUGAACGUUGGGCUGUGGCUUACCGCAGUGGCAUGACGUCUCCUCCUUAUGAGCUGGAUCUGACAGUUGACAAUGACUCUGACUGGGUUGAUGAUUUGACCCAAGAAGAUGAAGACAGUGCUGGGGAAGAUUCAGAUGAAGACAGUAUGUGCAACAAGCUGUGCACCUUUACCCUCACUCAGAAGGAGUUCAUGCACCAGCAUUGGUACCACUGCCACACUUGCCGCAUGGUAGAUGGUGUUGGGGUGUGCACGGUGUGUGCACGUGUGUGUCACCGUGGUCAUGAUGUUACUUACUCCAAGUAUGGUGCAUUCUUUUGUGACUGUGGGGCAAAGGAGGAUGGAUCAUGCCAGGCACUCGUAAAGCGUAGUCCAGCCUCUUAUGAGGAUGGCACAGGUUCCUCCAGUGGUCCAGCUGCAUUUGGUGUGGAGCCUUUGCUGCCUUCCUCCCUGAGGCGACGACCCUCAUCACCCUCACAGGUCACCCAGAUGGACAAACACCGAGAUGAUACACACAAGCAAAGACAAGCCCUUGCCAAGAAGCUGGAAAAUGUAAGAGACCUCUUGGUAGGAGAAGUGAGUAGCAGUGAGGUGGCCGCCACAGUGCUGGAUCUUCUGAAUGAUCUUAUGCCCACCAUCCAAGCCAAUGCAACGGAGUCCAGCUCUGUUGGUUCCUACCAGCGAGCCCUGACAGCUCUGCAUCAAGUCCACACCAAUGCAAAGCCUGUUGAGGCUACUGAGAGCUUGAUGCUGCCAACCUUGGGAUCACAAGAAGGUGCCUUUGAGAAUGUGCGCCUCAACUAUUCAGGGGAACAAGGGCAAACCAUCCGCCAGCUAGUUUCUGCGUACAUGGUCCGCCGUGUGGCCAUGUGCUGUCUAGCCUCUCCAGGAGGAAAAAGGCAGCAUCUAGCAGUGUCCCAUGAAAAAGGAAAGAUUACUGUGUUGCAACUUUCCUCACUCCUCAAGCAGCAUGACUCUGCCAAGAGAAAACUGACCUUGACUCGCCUGUCCUCAGCCCCGGUGCCAUUCACUGUGCUGUCCAUCACUGCCAAUCCAGCUAAUGAUGACUAUCUCGCUGUUUGUGGCUUGAAGGACUGUCAUGUGCUGACCUUUGCCAGUGCUGGCAGUGUGUCAGACCACCUUGUGCUUCACCCACAAUUGGAAUCAGGCAAUUACAUCAUCAAGGCUGUGUGGUUGCCUGGACAGCAGACCCAACUAGCCCUUAUCACAGCUGAGUUUGUCAAGAUAUAUGACCUCAGUGCUGAUUCACUCUCCCCACAGUACUACUUCCUUCUUCCUUCAGGAAAGAUCAAGGAUGCCUGCUUUGUUUGUACUCAGGAUAAUAGCUGUUACCUAGUGGCUAUGGCAUCUUCUGGAUACAUCUACACACAGGUGUUGAGCGAAGAGAGCUCAGCUCAACAUGGACCAUUCUAUGUGACAAAUGUUCUACAGGUUCACCAUCAGGAUUUAAAGGACUGUAACGGACAGAUUGGGGGAGGAGGAGUGUCAGUGUACUACUCACACACACUUCAGUUGUUGUGCUUCAGUUAUUCUCAUGGCAAAAGCUUCCUUGCCCCUCUUGUGUCCAUAAAUGAUAAUGAGAAGGUUGACAAACUGUUCAUUGUAAGUGUCAAGGGAGGGAAUGGAACAGGAGGUGGUGGUGGCAGCAGCAGUAGCAGCAGCAGCAGUAGUAGCAGUAGCAGCAGUAGUAGCAGCAGCAGCAGUGGAAGCAGUGGGAGUAAGAUGGCACCUCAGCCCUUGUGUCAGUGGGGAGAGGUCACAGGUCACCCAGGACUCAUUACUUGCCUCACACAAUCCAGUAACAAUCCAGUGAUUCUGAUGGUAAAGCCUGAUCAGAUACUUGUGCAAGAGAUCCGUGUGCUGCCUGCCAAGAGCAAAAUGACUGACCUGGUGGCUCUGAGGCACUCCUGGGCCCCCAGCCAUGAGGCCAAGACCACUCUCAUCCUGCUGUGUGAAGAUGGCUCCUUGAGAAUAUAUAAUGCUAACUCUCAGACAACAGACUUCUGGCUGUCCCCGCAGAUGCAGGUCAUCAGUGCCAUAUCAACAUUACGUCCAUCAAGGAAAAAGAAAGUCCCCAAGCUGGGCCGACCAUCAGGUUCAGUUGUGUUUCCAGUGGAUUUCUUUGAGCACUGUUCUAUGAUGAAUGACAUUGAAUAUGGAGGAAAUGAUCUACUGCAAGUGUAUAAUGUUCAGCAGCUUAAGAACAGACUCAACAGCCAAGGCAUGUAUGUUGCCUCCACCAAGCCAGGAGGUUUCCAGCUGGAAGUGACCAACAAUGACUCCACUCUUGUCAUAUGUGGUUUGAGGAUUGCAGUUGGUGCAAUGGAUACUCAGAAAGUUCCCACAUACUUAGAGAUAUUUGGUCGGAGUGUUUCCAUCACUGCUACUCGUAGCCGAUGGUUUGAUAUUCCUUUGACAAGAGAAGAGUCACUGCAAGCUGACAAGCGUAUUGUGAUUACCUUUGGGCCUUCAAAUGAUCCAUCAAAUGUAACAAUGGUAGAUUUUGUUAAAAUAUAUGGAAAGACUAAGGAGGACUUUGGCUGGCCUGAAGAACCUGAAGAUUUUUCUGCUACUGUGAGUGGUACAGGAGCCACGGGGUCAUCAGGCAGCGGCAGUGAAUCAUCUACCCUGGGUGGAGCCGCCUCAGCCCCUUUGCCCCUUACUGCUGUGGAUCGUCUGGUUUCUGCUGCUCUUGAGACACUUGAUGGCUGCUUUGUAGCUACACCAGCAGAAAAGAUUGUGGCUCGAGCUGGAGCCCUAAACCUGGCCACCAGAUUGCUUAACCUACCUCUUCCCCCCACAGUGCAGCACCACACCCGGACAUUACUUGCCUCCCUGCAUCAAAGCAGAGUGGCCUACCACAAUCACAAGGAUGAAGCUCAGCUCAACAGUGUGGUGGAAGCCCUCAGCAAUCUCCGUCAUGUGACUGACCCACACCAGCUGGACUGUGAAGCGUAUCACCGGCUUGUGGUCACAGCCAGAAAUGUUGCUGUGGCGCGACCCCACAACCUUGUCAAAUACACUGAAAAAGUGGCAGCUGUAGACUUGUCAGCCGUUCACUCCGAGGAGGAUAUGAGAAAGCUUGAAGUGAUUGCCUGCUCACCUGGACCCAAGAUGGAGGGAGACGUGUCCAGGAAGAGUGAUGGAGACUCUACUCUCAGCAAGACCUCUGACACUACCUCUGACUCUGAGGCUACCCUGGAGGGAGGUGACAGCAAUGGCAAUGAUGUCAGCUGUGACGAUAAUCACUUCUUGGCUCAGCUCAUGAGUGUGUUCUGGGCUCUGCACCAUGCCAAGCCCACCAACCUAUUCCUUACCCCCAUGUGCCAGCCAGGAUUGACAUACAUAGAAGCAACAGUUCAAGCAGUUGUGGAAAUCAUUCAUGCCUACACAGUUUGCUCCCUUUCGGCUGUUCCUCUUGCUGUGCGUCUUUACACAGAACUCUUGCUGUGCACUGACACAGCUGUUAGUUUUGGAGCCAAGCAAGCCCUGAUCAGAGUACUGAGGCCUCGUCAUAAGAGACGCAAAGUAUUCAUCCCCAGCCCUCCACGCUGCUCCACACCUGGUGUUGGAGUGGAGGAGUCUGAGAAGCCAGUAGCAGCCCCACAGGAAGCUGGUGGAGCUGCUUUGGUGGAACCACCUUUUGAAGGAGCUGAAGCACCUGAUCCUAUUGCUGAACCAGGUGGAGCUGGUGAAGGUCUGGAGGCUCUGGGAAUGCUGGGUGGUGGCGGUGGAGCAGGUGGACUUAAUUUACGUGGAGUUCUUAUGGGAGGCAUGUUGGAUUUACCUGCUGAUGAUGAUGAUGCUAUGAUGGAGCUGGCUAUUGCUCUUUCUUUGCAUGAGGAGCCAGGCCAAGCUCCAGCUGAACUAGGCAACCUUCACCCUGGUCUGCAGGGUUUGGUGGGUGGCCUGCCAGGGCUGCACCGCCUGCAGGGACUGAGUGGACAGGUGCUACACAGCCUUCAAGUGCUGGCUGGUGGAGGAAUGCCAGGAGGCAAUGCCCAGGCUAAUCCACAAGAGGUACAACAGGAUGGUGGAGAGGAAGCUGAUGGUGUGGAUGGCGAGGGUGCAGAUGGCCAAGAGAAUGGCCACUACUCAGACACGACAGCUUCAGCCAAUGGUUCAGAUGAUGAUGAUGGGGACGGCUCCACUGCAGCCACUGAUGGGUCCAAUCUAAGGGCAUCACCUGCUGAACAUGCUGGAAGUGCUGGGAGUGAGUCUGGGGGCUCAGUGGUUGAGAGUCUUGGUGGUGAGCACAAUGUGUCGGGGCGCAGCUCAGCUUACGGUGACACAGGCCAUGAGGCAACAUCAACAACACUACGAGAAGGAGCAGCAGCUCUUCCUUCAACCAUGCAGGGUGAAUUAAUAGAGGAGGAAUUACCUGAAGGAGGCGUUGGUCUUCACACCUUAAGACUGGCCCUCCUGGACGCCCUCAUCCAACGCAUUCCCUCCUUGGCCACAGUGGGCGGUGUCACUGCCAUUCCAUUCUUCCAGGUGUUAUUGAUGCUCACCUCUGACCUUGACGGCAAUGACACAAGAGACCGGGCCAGCCUAGAUGCGGUUCUUUCUGCCUUGGUGACACAGCUGAACAUGGGAAGCAUUGACCUGAACACUGUGUCAGACCGCACACCAAGCAGGGAGGUCCAGCUGGUGGUCAUGAGGCUCCUGAGUGUAAUGAUGUCUCGCAGCAAGUCAGGUGCCAGACCCAGUAGUGAAAGCUCCAGUGUUAUACCCCAAGCCACAGCCAGCUGCCUGGUGCGUUCAGGAGCCAUGGACCACUGCCUGGCUCUGUUGAAGGCCCUGCUGGAGUACUGGAGAGCCUCGUCCAAGGAACAGAGUGGGACUGUUAUUGGUGCUGGCUUACUGAAGCCUCGGCCUCUCACAGUGCCUCCAGACAUGUCACCCUUCUUCCUGCGCCAGUAUGUGAAGGGUCAUGCCCAUGAUGUGUUUGCUGCUUUCCCACACCUGCUGACUGAAAUGGUCCUCAGGCUACCAUAUCAGAUGAAGAAACUUGGAGAAGGAGGACAGUUUGAACCAGCCUGGUCCCACUACUUGUGUGAGUACAUGAUGACCCAACAGACCCCUGUAGUGCGCAGACAGGUGCGCAAGUUAUUACUGUUCAUUUGUGGUCACAAGGACAGAUAUCGUCAAAUGAGGGACAUGCAUGCCCUGGAUUAUCACAUAAAGGAUGUGAAGGUGUUGUGUGCGCAGGGAGGGUUCAGCUUUUCUGGCAGUGCUUCCCUUAUUCCCAUCAGCCUUCCCUAUGACUCUCUUAUUCAACUGAUUGAGCACCUCAAGUCCUGUGUUGACAUAGCUUCAUCACGCACACCAAACUGGCAAAAGUACUGCUUAAAGGAUGAGAGUGUGUUGGGUUUCCUGAUGGAAGUGUCUUGCCUCCUUGAGGAAGGUGUUGCUCCAACAGUCCUCCAACUCCUUCAGGCAGCCCUCUGUCCCUCCUCAAAGAAUUCUGACAGCUCCAAGAGUGGCAGCAAAAGGGCCUCUAGUGAGGACAGUGAAGGAGAGACCCGUGGGGAGGAAGCGCACUGUGCUGCUCUUGUGGCUCAGAUUAACAGAUACUUGGACAGGAACCGGAUCAGUCAGUUUGUGUGCACCUUCCUUCUGGAGUCUAAUUCAACAGGAGUUCGGUGGCAGGCACAUUCUCUUGUGUUGGCUCUGUACCGACACUCUCCACCACGGGACCAAGACACCCUCCUCACUCUCAUGUGGUCCUUGUGGCCGCACCUCCCAGCCUAUGGACGCAAAGCAGCACAGUUUGUGGAUCUUUUAGGAUACUUCUCGCUUAAGACACAGCAUUGUGAAAAGAAGGUUAUUGAAUACAUUAACCGUGCAGUAACAGUCCUGCGUACCCAGUCCCAGCUCUUGGCCAACCACCCUAAUGCCAACCUCUAUAAUUCCUUGGCUUCUCUUGUGGAGUUUGAUGGAUAUUAUUUGGAGUCUGAGCCUUGUCUGGUGUGUAACAAUCCUGAGGUGCCUUUCUCCAGUGUCAAGUUGUCAACUGUUAAGGUGGACUCUCGCUUCACUACAACCACUCAGCUGGUGAAGUUAGUCGGGAGUCACAUGAUCAGCCGACUCACUCUUCGUAUUGCUGAUCUGAAGCGCACAAAGAUGGUUCGCACCCUCAAUGUCUUCUACAACAACCGCUCGGUGCAAGCUGUGGUGGAACUCAAGAAUAAGCCUUCUAUGUGGCAUCGUGCCAAGAAGGUGACACUGUCUGCUGGACAAAUUGAAGUCAAGAUAGACUUUCCAUUGCCAAUUAUUGCCUGUAAUCUCAUGUUUGAGUACACUGACUUCUACGAGAAUCUUCAGGCGUCAACGGAGACCUUGCAGUGUCCCCGGUGUUCUGCAGCAGUGCCGGCAUCUCCUGGAGUGUGCGCCAACUGUGGGGAGAAUGUGUAUCAGUGUCACAAGUGCAGAGCCAUAAACUAUGAUGAGAAAGAUCCAUUCCUCUGCAAUGCAUGUGGCUAUUGCAAGUAUGCGAAGUUUGACUACACACUACAGUGUCGGCCGUGCUGUGCAGUAGAUCCUAUUGAGAAUGAAGAUGACCGCAAAAAGGCAGUAUUGAGUAUCAACACUUUGCUGGAGAAAGCAGAUCGAUAUUACAAGCAGCUUCAGGGAUACAAACCUACACUGGAACUGCUGGUGGUGCGUAUCAGUGAACAAGGAGCCACACGCAGUGGUGACGAGGGCACCUCAGGAGGCACUCAAGUCAACAGGACAAUUCAACAACUUGCUCAAAAGUACUGUGGAGACUGCAAGAAUUCAUUUGAUGACUUGUCUAAAGUCAUACAGCGAGUUCAAGCAUCCCGCCGGGAGCUGGUGAACUUUGAUCGAUCACAAAAGGAGGGAGGAAAGAAGGCUGUAGUGUCUCCAUUAAGUCGUGCUGGCAUUGUCCACAACACCCUAGAAGAAGGUGCAGUGAUUGGGGGUCGGUGCUAUGGUUGUGCUGCUGCUGCAACAGAGCACUGUAUUACCCUGCUGAGAGCACUGGCCACCAACCCUGCACUGCGGGCCGCACUCUGCCAGCAUGGUCUCAUUCACAACCUUAUGGAGUAUAACCUCCGCCGGGGCACUGUACAGGUUCGAAGUGAGGUUCGCCAACUGCUGUGCCUUCUGACCAAAGAUGACUUGUCAGCCACGCAGGAGCUGAACCAGCUUAUUAUGGAGAAAAUAAGUAUUGCCUUACGCUCACAUGUCAGCUCUCCUGAUCUUGCUGCCACUGUCAGACAUGAAAUGGGACUCUUGGCAGCUUCAGCUCAGAAGGAGGAUUCCUGCUGGGAGUACAGACUCAGGUGUGUGGUUCAGCUGUUCCUGAUGGCUGGUGGAUCCAAUGCCUCCCCCACUGUGAUGGAGCACAUCACUCUCCCAUGCCUGCGUAUCCUCCAGGGAGUCAUGAGGCCGCCAACUCCACCUCCACCACGCAAGAGCAGAGACAAGACUCCCACCACCUCGGCCACUACAAGUACAACUGCUCCAGGAACCACAGCAGCCUCAGUGGCAGACUUCAUGGCCUCAUACCUAGGAGGCUCAAAGGUUGGAGUGGAUGUCAGCAAAUGGCUUUCUGGCCACCCAGAACACUCCUACGAAUACUGGAAGAAGCGUCUUGUCAGAAAAACAGCUGAAGUGCCUGUCACAAAAAUGAAAAAGGAUGAAGUUCAUGAGCGGUACUUGAUUGAAAAGUUUGGAACGCGAUGGCUUGCUCGCACAGUGCGGCACUUGUAUGAACUGAGGAUGCAGGACACCUCGUGGCUGAGACGCGUUCUCUUCAACCCAUCCUCACGCAUGGCUAGACAAGUCACUGCCCAGAUGGUGGAAUCCCUCUGUACCUCGGUCCAGCGUAAAAAGGAGGUCUUAGAUAUGCUGACAACCUUCUUGCCAGAAAUUGGGAAAGCUGGAGAAAGUGCUGGAGAGUUUGUAUCAUUGUACCAAAGUCUAGUGGCAGGAGGACAUUGGAAGAUCUACUUGGCCUUACGAGGAGUCUUGCCCACCAUUGCUAGUCUCAUUACCUCAGAGAUUCAUUCCCUUACUACCUUAGAAGAAGUCACACUGACCACAGAUCUCAGUCAGGGUUAUGCCCUAAAAGUGUUGACUGAGUUAUUGUCUCAGUUUAUUGAUGUUGAUGCAAUUAAGAGAGUGUACAAGGGUCGGUUGGUGGGCACAGUACUCAGCGGCUACCUCUCCCUCCGCAAGUUGGUGGUUCAGCGCACUAAGCUCAUUGAUGACACUCAAGAUAAAUUCCUGGAGCUCUUGGAAGACAUGACAUCAGGAACAGAGGCAGAAACCAAAGAGUUCAUGGCAGUGUGUGUGGAAACCUUGAAGCAGUACCCACAGGAUGACCUCCGUACCCCAGUGUUCAUUUAUGAGCGGCUGUGUUCCAUUAUCUAUCCUGAAGAGAAUGAUGUUGGAGAGUUCUUCCUCACUCUAGAGAAAGACCCUCAGCAAGAAGAUUUCCUACAGGGCCGCAUGGUGGGCAACCCUUAUAGCAGCAUGGAUUCUGGCCUGGGACCCCUCAUGAGGGACGUCAAGAACAAGAUUUGUCAGGACUGUGAAUUGGUGGCUCUCCUCGAGGAAGACAGUGGCAUGGAGCUUCUAGUUUGCAACAAGAUAAUAUUACUUGAUCUUCCUGUGAAAGAGGUUUACAAGAAAGUAUGGUUAGCUGAGAACAGUGAAAGUGAUGCAAUGCGAGUUGUUUACCGCAUGAGAGGCCUUCUUGGGGAUGCAACGGAAGAGUUUGUGGAGACCUUGGACAAGAAGAAAGAGGAAGAUGUUGAUAAUGAACAAGUUUAUCGCAUGGCGGGAGUGAUGUGUCAGUGUGGUGGGCUAGAGGUUAUGCUGGAGUGUCUCCAGAGGAUCAGUGAUUUGUCAUAUGCUCGAGCAUUGGUCACAGUCUUACUGAAACUGUUCCAGUAUUGUGUCAAGGUACGAGUUAACCGGGAGUGCCUGAUGGUGCCAUCACUUAAUGCCAUUUCCACCUUACUACAUACACUGAAGCAGUGCCUAGCAGCUGAGCCAGAGGUGGUUGCUGGACCCCCUGGUGGAGCCUCCCUAACAGAGCAGUUACUUCAAGUGUUGGAGGCAGUGUUGGUGGAGGCAUACUCCAUGUCUGCUACUUCAUACACUGAAUUUGUAGAAACUUGCGGCACCUUAGAGGACAUCCAUCUGUUGCUGAAUUAUGUGGCCACAUCAUCCAGAACUAAUGCUCAGGUGCGGCAGCGGCUGAUGCGAGUGUUGCCUUUCCUGGUGUUCUGUCACAAAGAGAAAAUGGAAUUGUUAGUUGGACAUUUCCGACCCGUCUUGGACUUUGAGAAGUUUGAUGAUGAACACUCUCCUGAGGACACUGCAAAAAUGGAAGCCUUUUGUGUCUUCUGUGAUGGAAUUGAAAGAAAUGAAAAUGGCAACCAACUCAAGGACAUGAUAAUCCAAGCAAACAUUGUGAAGGAUGCUCUUGCUUACAUUGAAAAUCACAUGCCAGUAAGCAAGAAACUUUUAGUGGUUUGUAAUGAUGAGUGGAAAGAAUUCUUGGGACGGCCAUCACUGAAGUACAUACUGAGGCUUCUGACUGGACUUGCCACCAAACAUCAAGGGACCCAGCAGGCGGUGGCGGCGACCUGCAUACCAGCCAUUCACCGGCUGGAGCAGAUAUCCUCUGAUGAACAUGUUGGCUCAGUGGCAGAAAACUUGUUGGAAGCCCUGAGAGAUGAUCCAAAGAUUGCUGUACAGGUGGAGGAGGUACGACGGCAGACACGGCAAGAAAAGAAGCGAUUGGCAAUGGAAACAAGGAAGAAAGAACUGAGUCGUCUGGGACUGAGAGCUAAUGAUAAGGAGCAGAUUACAUCACAGUCCACUUUACUUUCAAAGAUGGGAGAAAUUGCUGAGGAGUCAGGCUUGGUGUGUGCAAUAUGCUUAGAAGGAUAUCGUUGCCAGCCACAGAAGGUGCUUGCAGUGUAUACCUUCAGCAAGCGUUGUGUGGUGGAAGAGUUUGAAAAUAAGCCUCAUAAGACUCUAGGGUACUGCACUGUUUCCCAUUUCAAUGUUGUCCAUGUUGACUGCCAUCUUGCAGCAGUGAGGUCAUCAAACAAACGGAAUGAGUGGGAGAGUGCUGGUCUGCACAAUGCCAACACAAGAGCCAAUGGUCUCCUUCCUCUCUGGGGUCCACAAGUUCCAGAGUCAGCCUUUGCAUCGUGCCUCGCCCGCCACAACACAUACUUGCAGGACAGCACUUCUCACAGAGAUAUUAGUUACUCUUCAACAUUACAUGACCUAAAACUGCUGCUCCUGAGAUUUGCCAAUGAGAAGUCCUUCAGUGAUGACUCUGGUGGUGGUGGCCGUCAGUCCAACAUGAAUUUGAUUCCUUACAUACUGCACAUGGCUGUUUAUGUCAUCAACACGACUCGUGCUGCAAGUAGAGAAGAGAAGAAGUUGUCAACAUUCUUUGAAGCAAACCGAGAGCGUUGGGUUGAAGCUGCGUAUGAGGCAGAGGGUGUGUUUUACAUGGGUGUUCUGGCCCUAACAGUGUAUUCCCCUGCACAAUGGGCAACCCUUAGAGUGACUUACCUGCAGCGGCUCCUGACAGCUGCUCAUGUGCGGGCAAUCUCCCCCCAUCCUCCUCAGAACAAUAAGGUUAUGGAUAAAGAAACAAAGGACUGGUCAGCCUAUAAACAUGCAGCCAUAUUCUGGGCCCUUGUUGAUGGAAUUUACAACAUGUUCUUCAAGAAGGCAAGUAGUGAUGGAGAAUGGAGUGUGAAUGUGGCAGAGUUUGUGCGCCACAAUGAUCAAACCCUGGUUGAAGCUUCCUCUAAAAUGCUCUCCAUGUACCAAGAAGAACUUCUCCCUCUUGCAUCCUUUGCAGAAUUUUGUGAUGUUGUUGGCUUACUUCAUGAAAUAGAGAAUCCUGAUGAGUUUUUGUCAGAAGUCCUUCUUAACCUUCCCUAACAACCAGCAAGAGGAGGAGGAGGUGGGUAUGCGUAUGGGUUUGGCCUCUCAAGACGGAUACUUUGUUUUAUGACAAGUAUUGUGGAAGAACACUUAUUAAUACCAGCUAUUGCUUGCAUAAAGUAUUGCAGUGAUUGCUUUCAAUAAUAUUUAUGUUUGGUGGAGUUGUCACCUGAAUGGAUACGGGAUCCCAUUGAAUGCAUAGCAAAACAAUGGUCUUGGUUUUCUUUUCUCCUGUCACAUCCAGAAAAUCUGACUGGAUGUGAUUACUUACAUUAUUUACACUUUGUAUGUGAGUCAGUUUUUUUCCCUCCAGUGUGGUCAUCAUUUAGACAUGCAGUUCUUCAUAUAAUAUAGUCUGUGCAGUGUUAUAUGAUCUAAGCUUAUUUUCCUAGUGUAGAAUGAUUCUGUGAUAUCAGCAUUAGAGGAACAUCUUGUACCCAUAUUAGUGGUUACUGAUUGGCAUCACAGUAGAUUUUGUCUUUGAUUUUUUACAUAUUUGGUACUUUUUUUCUGAUCUUUCAUUUAUAGUGCACCACAUUUAUUAUUUAUGCCCUCUUCUAUCAUUCUAUCCUGUUUACAAAAUCUACCAAUCAUUGAAGAUUUUUCACCUCCCAGAUAAUCUGAAGGCACAGGGUAAUUGUUAAAUCUUUCAGAAAAUUAAUGGUAAAUUAUCUCAAUAUGUAAGGAAAAUUAUAUUUUCUGCCUCACUCUUGUAGAGCUGAGAGCCAGUGGAAUUUUUGCUUGUAGGUAUUGAAACUAAUAUUAAAGGUGCUGUGAAGUUCAGUGUUCCAAGAUGCUCAACUUGGCAUUGCAUUAUAUGAUUCUUUGACAGAGAUGUGUACACCAGACUUGUUAGCCCUUGUAUGCAAUUGUAUACUCAUUCAGUUGUAACUUUUGUCACCUUACCAUGGGAGGUAAAAAUAAUGUUUAAAAGAAAGAUUAUUAUUUCAAUAAAUUUUAAUGCUUGA
This is a messenger RNA of Portunus trituberculatus (swimming crab), 15816 nucleotides long. It is a transcript of the gene poe, whose product is annotated as E3 ubiquitin-protein ligase UBR4-like. Gene Ontology annotation, molecular function: zinc ion binding; protein binding. The coding region runs from base 173 to 14845 and encodes 4890 amino acids. The record is from RefSeq and is a predicted model, not a curated record. The transcript has 80 exons. Lineage: Eukaryota; Metazoa; Arthropoda; Malacostraca; Decapoda; Portunidae.